Molecule: messenger RNA, 3007 nt
Organism: Cherax quadricarinatus
Lineage: Eukaryota; Metazoa; Arthropoda; Malacostraca; Decapoda; Parastacidae
Product: probable serine/threonine-protein kinase kinX
Source: RefSeq, a predicted model, not a curated record
GAGUGAUGGAGAUAACAAGUAUCUGUUGUUAUCAGGAGGAGACCAAUAGAACGUAGGAGGGUACUGUAAGGCAGUUUGCUGGUACCAUUCCUCAUCGGUUACACAUAGCUUCCCUCCUUAUCAAGUUAAGAUACAACAUGGAGGUGAGAGCGCCAAAGGAUGAUGAUCUGAACCAAGAAAAUCCUUCUGAGGGAGGUGAUGACAAAGCAUGGAUGAAAGUCAGUGACAUACCUCGGAGGUUUGAUGAAAUGCCCCAAGAAGAAGAAGAGUGGAUCCCUGUUGCAAGCAUUAUUCGUGCCCAGAGGGAAGAGACUGCAAGAAAGGAGGCAGAGCAAAACAAAAUUAGGCCACCAUUAGGGCUUCAUUUAAAUUCAGUGCCUGUACAUCAGCAAAAGCCUGUAAAAAAGAAUCCAGAACCCAAGAAAGAGGUUACAAAAGAAAUGAGCAAGAACAAACCACCAGAAAAAAAUACUAAUUUAAACACUGAAUUAUUAGUUGAAGACAGGAAGGAAUCUGAUGAAGAGAUUGAUAAUGUAACUAAGGCCAUGAUUGACUGGGGUCUUAAGGCCUCAAUCCUGUAUGAUCCAGGGAAGAGAAGAAGUAGUACUGGCCAGCUUGGUUUGAAAAGCUCUCCUGUUAGUCCAGUCAGUAAUGUGGAGAGAUUUUCAAAAAUAUCAGCAGAGAGUUAUAAUAAAAAUUAUGAGGCUAAAUACAGCUCCUCACAUUCACGAGACAAACCCGAAUACGGACAUGACCGCGAAGGCCUCCCCAGUGAUUCUUACCAAUAUCACAGGAGACGGGAAACACUCCCUGAAUUGUAUGGUAGGUCUCAUAGUCAUGAAAAUACUGAAAGGCGGCAAGCAUUCCAUAAAGAUCCUCAUUAUGAACAACGAUACCGAGAGAAUUACGCUCACAAACAAUGGCGGGAUAUUCAUCAUGAUACUGAACCAGAUAAGGACUAUGAUUAUCGUGAGCCUAAGCAAGAUUAUGAUCAGGAUCUAAGCAGAGACAAGGAUUAUGAGUACUAUCAGGAACAUGAUGGUCAAAGACAAGAAUACAGGCAAGAUUACUACAGGUACCACGACUCAGAUCCAUACUAUGAAGAAGAUCAUGAUCUUGAUCACAGACAAGAAUAUGAGCAUAAAGAACAUGAGUACAACAAAGAUGACAAAUAUGGAUAUAACAAUUACCAAGGUCACAAAAACUACGAUCAACAUUAUCAUCGUGGUCAUGACUUGGGUUACUAGGACUGUAAACCUGCUAAUGUGUACAAAUUCCUCUCUUUAAUACAACUACAAACAGCAGCUCCAUGUGGUUGAAUUAAACUUACAAAAUAAUUAAACUGCAGCACUUGGGUAUACUGUAUACAAAUAUCUUUUGCUAAGCUGAAAUGAGUUGAGCCACCAGGAGCAUAAGAGAGGUUUUUCCAAAAAGGUGACUCCUAGUGAUAAUGGAAGAUUUUACAUGAGUGAGAUCGUUAAUAGAGCUUCAGUCUUUAUGAUGAUGAAUAGGUACACUUAUCACCAGGUCCACAUUAAAACUGGAGCUCUAAAUAUCAACUUAGGUGCCAUGGUAAACCACAAAACUUUGCAAUAUUAGAAAUAAUAAUCACUUUCUUGCACUUAUGUUAUUUCCUUGUUGGAAUCUUCAAACCAGUUAUCUAAUAAUCCACAAGGGAUUCCUUUGAAAAACUUAAGGAAUAACAUAUAUGAAUCCAUUCUUACACUGUAAGUGUUACAAGUGCAGUUUUGAACAUUGCUUAGUUUUGCCCACUCACUGCGCUGCCAAAUGUGUUAUAACAGUCUUUUUAAAUUUGCUUAUUUGUUAAAUACAUGUUUUACAGGUUUAUGUAACCCUACCAUAACCUAAAGUACAAUUAAAAAAAAUUCAGUUGUGAAUAUUUAGUAACUGAGGCUGGAAAUCAUAUAUAAAAAAAAUGAAGAACGGCUGCAUAUCUUUAAUGGGUGUCCUAGGCAAUAAGAGAUGUUUCAGCAGUCACUUGAAAUAAUCAAAGCUCUUAAAGUACAGCAUGUAUAUUAAAACUAGCUACAAAAUUUCUCAUAUCAGUAAAAUUAUUUAGACUGCAUUAUUAUUACAUUUAUGGGGAAAGUGCUAAACCCAUAGAGGUCAUAGAGAGCCAGGAGAAUGGCAGGUAUUUAGACUCACCAGCAUCAAGGAAUCUUCAUUAUGGAAUAUUUAGCUUAAAAAAGAUAACUGUAUAUUCAUAGCAUGAAUAUUUGGUUGAUAAAAAUAAUUCUUUUCCAUGGGGAAGUGGAACAGAAUUCUUCCUCUGUAAGCUAUGCGUGUCAUAAGAGGUGACUAAAAUGCCAGGAGCAAGGGGAUAGUAACCCCUUCUAUUGUAUAUAUGACUAAAUGUAAAAGGAGAAACUUUGGUUUUUCCUCUUGGGCCGCCCUGCCUCAUUGGGAUACAGCCAGUGUGUUGAAAGAAAGAAAAAUAAUUCUUUUGCUACUGCAUUAAGAAUGACUCUUAACCCAACUAAUAAAUAAAAUUUCAGUGCUGUAUUUAAUUUUUUUUAUAUGUUGUAGUUAUCAACAAAUAUAUGGGUAUUUUUUAUUUCAACACCAGCCGUCUCCCACUGAGGCAGGGUGAUCCGAAAAAGUAGAGGGGAAAGAUUUUUUUACAUUUAGUAAUUUAUACAGAAGGGGUUAAAAACAGUAUUAUAUGUGAUUUUAAUUAAAUGAGAAAAAUGUGAAAAAGACAUAUUUUAUUAGAUAGUAAGUCUUAGAAAGUCAAUACAAUAGUAUAUUGUGUGGGGUUAGUAGUUUUCUUGUAUUUCUUGUGGUAAUACUGUAUAAAAGCAUUUAUGUACUUUGGAUAAACAGUACAAUAUUAUAUCUUGAGAAGGUUUGAAUACCUAUUAAUGCUAAUGAUUUUUCUCUCAUAUUUAUUUCCUAUAACAUAUACUUAUAGUAGUUGGGAAUUAGUGGUGAUAUAGAAUUAACAUGAAUUUCUCUUAUAUAUCAAUAAUAAAGAUCACAUAUUUAU